GCCCAACAAUGCCGCUCGUCCACGAGCUCAAAGCUGCAAUUUUGGUCGGAAUUUUACUCUUUGUAGUAGCAUCUCUUCGCCUUCUUUAUAUUCUUCCCUCUGUACGGAAGACAUGCCCGGCACCACGCAAACGUGGUGCGCCCACACGGCUACUCAUUGUCCUUGGUAGCGGAGGGCACACAGCUGAAAUGUUUGCAAUUCUAUCCAAGUUAGAUACUGCCAGCUAUACGCACCGCAGCUAUGUGGUCAGCGAAGGAGACAACUUCAGCGCGCAGAAAGCAAUUGAGUUUGAAGAUCAUCUGUCAGCGAGAUUGACCAAAUUAGAGGCUCGAUCUCCAUCACAGUCACCUUCAGCGAGACCACCAGAGCAAAAAAACCGGCAGGCUCCGGGCAAAUCACCGUCUUUAAAUUACGACAUCACGAUUAUUCCGCGCGCACGACGUAUCCAUCAAUCUUUGUGGUCGACGCCCAUUUCAGCCGUCAAGUGUCUCCUCGCAUGCUUUUCUGUGCUCCGAUCUCCUUCAUGGACAGCUCUGAAUAGCGCUGAUAAAGAGAUGGUCGCUGCUAAAGCUACUUAUACCUAUCCCGACCUUGUUCUUACCAAUGGCCCCGGCACUGCAGUAUGCGUCGUGUUGGCGUGCCUGCUGCUCAAAUGCGUUGGAGCGCGUGGUACGCAAAACAAGCUGCGGACAAUUUACGUGGAGAGCUGGGCCAGAGUGCGGGGAUUGAGUCUGAGCGGAAAGAUCCUAGUCCGAUUGGUCGACCGUUUUCUAGUACAAUGGGAGGCACUCAAGGGCGUUGGCGGGGGACGAGGGGAAUACUUGGGCGUUUUGGUCUGAGAUUACCAUUACCUAUGAGCAAAUUACGAAAUGCCAUUCAACGAUAAAAAGGUUAGAGACGUCUAUAACUCUACGUAGAUCUUGCCGGCAACGUAAGAUAUAAGAGACACAUC
Messenger RNA from Xylona heveae TC161, 952 nucleotides. Its product is annotated as glycosyltransferase family 1 protein. The coding region runs from base 9 to 839 and encodes 276 amino acids. The transcript has 2 exons. Gene Ontology annotation, biological process: dolichol-linked oligosaccharide biosynthetic process. Gene Ontology annotation, cellular component: UDP-N-acetylglucosamine transferase complex. The record is from RefSeq and is a predicted model, not a curated record. NCBI's taxonomy places the organism in Eukaryota, Fungi, Ascomycota, Xylonomycetes, Xylonales, Xylonaceae.